This is a messenger RNA of Phycomyces blakesleeanus NRRL 1555(-), 429 nucleotides long. RefSeq lists its product as hypothetical. The transcript has 2 exons. The record is from RefSeq and is a predicted model, not a curated record. The coding region runs from base 1 to 429 and encodes 142 amino acids. Lineage: Eukaryota; Fungi; Mucoromycota; Mucoromycetes; Mucorales; Phycomycetaceae.
AUGUCAAAAUAUAGAACAAAGCAACAGACAACCGAUGCCUUAAAGAAAUCGCGUAAAAUCAGUGAAUUUAUCUCUUUAUCAGCAAGUAGAGACGAGCUUAUUAAAGAUAUUUUAGGAGUAAUCGAAAGGGAAGUUAAUGUAAAUUUGGAGCGGAUAGCUGCCGUGAAGGAGCUUGAACAAACGCUUAAAGCCAAUAAAUGCAUACACAAGGUUGGCAAUGUAUUGUCAGAUCUUGAGCCAAAGGAAAAAACACUUGGCUUUUUCGAGAAUCUACGUGCAUACAGGUUCAAGGAAGAAAUCAGGAUGUGCAAAAGCUUAUUAUAUAAAUGCUAUAAAAACUAUGAAUUUCGUACGAAUUUUGUACUUUUGUCUUUUGGUGUCCUCAAGUACAAAUUGAGAUCAUUGGCUAAAAUUCACACAAGAAUUUGA